Molecule: messenger RNA, 1036 nt
Organism: Penaeus monodon (black tiger shrimp)
Lineage: Eukaryota; Metazoa; Arthropoda; Malacostraca; Decapoda; Penaeidae
Exons: 4
Coding region: 401-1036 (211 amino acids)
Molecular function (GO): protein dimerization activity
Source: RefSeq, a predicted model, not a curated record
GGCGUCCACGAAGCGACGAGGAUAAGCCGCCUCUCCGCCGCGCCUUGAGUCAGUACUAACAAUUCGCCGAGUGAGACAACAGCGUCUCAUCGAGCUCUCGCAAGAUACAGAUACCAUGGUUUUAGAUUAUGCAGUUUUUAUACCGUGUUAGAGACAUGCACGUACCAUGACUUUGUUUUGCAACCGUACAAUGGGUAGUUUUGUUGAUUGCAUUUUCAACCACCGGCUGCGGGUCGAGGCAAGAGCAACCUGAGUCCAGAGCAUUCCAACGGCCGGCAGUAGCAUGAGCACCCUUCUGGAGGGCAUCAGCGGUCAUUACCAUGCAACGUUCUGCAUGAUUAUCCUCCCCGACCGCAAGCCGACGUCCAAGAUAGCUGGUCUGUGAGUGCCCACCCGCAAGAUGCCCUUCGGAGGCCGCCAGAGCGAGCGCUACGAACUCAACGGCACGGGGCAGCUGCAGCGCGACAGGACCUACGGCAGCAUCGUCCGCGACCGCACCUACACCAGCAUCGGCAGCUACGCCAACGCGGACCCCGAAGCGCACUGCAACUUCAUCAACGAGGAUGAUCUGGAUUUCCAGCACGGCGACGGCGACAGCUGGCGCAGCAGCGGCGGCCUGGGCUCCAACCGCAACGCGUCUCGGCCGCAGGAGGACGCCACGACCUUCUUCAGGGACGGCCGCCGCAGGAUCGACUACGUGCUUGUCUACGAGGACUCCGGAGGCGCCUCCCGCAGGACCAAGGAGGAGCGGGAGAAGAGCCUGGGAAGGACUCUGUCGGCCAGCGAGAAGAGGACGUUCAAGCACGAGUCGUGGCGCCAGAGGUUCAUGAACUCGCUCAUGAAGGCCGGGCUGCACAUGGAGGAGCGUCUGCGUAAUGUAAUUCUGUUCUCGAAAUUCGACGGAAGAAAGUUCAACAUAAUCAUUCGAUUCUCCAAGGAGGAAAUAAUCGCCAAUAGAACAUACUCUAGAACAGAAUUACAUUACGCAGACGCGUGUAAUAUUCACAAAACUCGCAAAUAUUUCAGAAAUGAGUAG